AUGACGUCCACUUUGAAUGAUUUGUUCGACCAGAUUAUUCACUCGGAAAGGCUUGCACAAGAAAGAAAAAGUCAUCUGUUUGAAGUGAAGGCAAAGAUUCAAUCUUGUCAAGAGAAAUUGUUAACAACUAAAGAAGAAUGGGAAAGUCAGAGAGGAAGACAGGUGUUAAAGAUUAAACAGUUGAAUGAAGAAGAAUUAAAGUUAAAAUGGUUAACAAACAGAGAAUUGAUUCUGUUAGAACAGAAAAACUCUACAAUUGAAGAAAGGAAAGAAAUAGACAAACAGAUGGAAGAUGUUCUUAAGACAUAUGAUGAAAAUUUACAGUGUUUUAUGAAUGAUAUCAGCCAAACUAUGGUACAAUAUGACUUAACUGGUCAUGGAAUAGAAAACAGAGAAUUAGAACUUCAAGAUGAACUUAAUCAGCUUGAUAAACAACAACAAAAACUUUCUGUUGAUGUUGAUGAAUAUGACAGUCAUGUAAAAGAAAUAGAAAAUCUGUGUGAAAAGAAAUCAAACUUGGGAGAAAUACUUGAAGAGUUGAAUACUAAAAAGAAUGAAAAAUCCCAAGAGCUUUCAGAUACUUUAAAUAGCUUAUCAAAUUUAGAAAAAGAGAAAAUAAGAGUCAGUCAGAUUCCACAAAAUGACCCAGAAUUUUGUAGGUUACGGUCUGAAGUUAACUAUCACAUGAACAAUGAAUUGGAGGAACAAUAUCAAAAAUUACAACAGGAAGUGAGCGAACUACAGCAUGCCUUGCGUCAUAAACAGAUUCACAAACAGAAAAAACUAAAACCCGAAAGAAAACAAUCUUCUUUUUAUGACAAAUUUGAGAAAAACUCUACAGACACAGAUACUAGAUGUAGCCAAAUCUCUAGCUCCAGUCAGAGUAAAAGACUAUCAUUCCUAUUACAAGAUGUUCCUCAAGAAACCCAAAAUAAUAUUGAGUCAGCCAACUGUGAAACUAGUAAUAGAUUAUGUAUAACAAGUUUUCCUAAUUCCACAACCAAUACCAUAUCUCAGAAUGAAAAACUUGGUGAAAUAUUGAAUCAUGAUUUUGAUAAAGAUCCUUCUAACCUUAACACAAAUCAACAGAGGUCAUCAAGAUCAUCCAAAUCAAUUUUCAAUCCCAAAAGAAAGAAGAUGACAUAGUGGAUAAACCUCAUGAAUCUUCAUAAUUGUAAACAUUAGCAUUAAUUUAUUUUGUGUAAAUUUGCAUAUAUACUGAAUAAUAGUAAUUAUUAUUGACACAUUUAUAUGGCGCAUAAUUAUAUGUACAUAAUUAUAACAGUCCUACUUUCUACUUUGCUUAAGACAUACUUUUCUUUUCUAUUCUUUAUAUGGAUUGGCAUUGCUGUAAUAAGGCUUGCUUGUAACAAAAGGUGACAUGCAGUGACAAACUGAUCUAUAAAUAUAGAGCUCUUCCCUUUAAAUUGUUAUCAAGGAAGUAUAUUACUUAUUGGACUAUUAGAUUACCUAAAUAUAUAUUAUGCAUGUUAUUGUAUAUUGUAAAGCAAUGUUUUCAUAAUGGAUUAAAGUUAGUGUCAGUGGUGGGGGUCAACUUAUAUAAUUGUUAACAUUCAGUGUAAAAGUAGAUGUAAAUUUACCACUUUUUCAUUUGAAGGAGCCAAAUGCAAAAUUUUCAUUAUCAAAAACAUUGUAAAUUAUACCUGAAAGUAAUCCUAAAAUAUGCUAUUUAUAUCUAUGUAUCUACUUAAUCAAACUGAAUUUGUUUUAAAAGUUCUAAUUAAAAACAGACUUUACUAAUUAUUAUUUGAGCGGUUUGACAUAGGUUGGUGUUUGGCUUUAUAAUGGCCAGUUAUUGUUAGUAGAUAUUAGUAGUUUUAUAAUUUUAAUAAACAAAUAAGUC
Messenger RNA from Lottia gigantea (owl limpet), 1864 nucleotides. RefSeq lists its product as hypothetical. The record is from RefSeq and is a predicted model, not a curated record. Lineage: Eukaryota; Metazoa; Mollusca; Gastropoda; Lottiidae. Gene Ontology annotation, cellular component: cytoplasm. Bases 1 to 1146 code for a protein of 381 amino acids. The transcript has 10 exons.